AUGUCACAGAAGAAGAACGAUUGCGAAUUGAUUUUAAUCGAUCCUUCAGAUGAAACAGAAAUUAAACCAAUGAAAAUCUUAAAGAAGAUUGUUACCAAUGCUGGUGGAGUAAGAUAUUUGGUUGAGUACAGCAAUAAUGAAUAGAAACAAGAGACUGAAAAAUAUAUGAAGGAGAACUAUUAGGAAUUGAUAGAAGAUUAUAAUUAUUUCUCUGUUUGUGGUAGCAGAUUUGAUUAAUUAACUUUGUAGAAAAUGAGAGAAAAUAAUAAUAAGAUUUAAAAUUUCGAGAAUCAUGCUAAAUUACCUACUAUUCCUACAGAUGAAAACUAUCCAAUUUUUAAAAGGCAAAAAAAAAUUGAUAAGUAAACUGAAAAAAAUAUCAAGUCCAAUAUAUUACCACUGCCUUAACAAUAGCAAUAAUAGUUGUAGUAGCAAUUCUUAGUUUAAUAAUCACAGAAUUAGUAGUAAUAACAAGUUUAAUUACAAAAUAAUUUGAAUUAGAAUGAAAAAAAUUUAAUCAAAUAAUAAUAAGUCCAAAAUUAAAACUUACUUUAAUUUUAAUCAGAUUAAGGAGAUAAAAUUAAAUCUAUCACUUUAGAAAACGGAUUAUUUUUAGUUCAAUGGAUCCCCAGACCUGAUGGAACUAUACCUUAUCAAGAAUACUAUCAUUAUGACUUUCUUAAAGCAACAGCUCCUACUAUUUUAUUGUCAUUCUUAGAGCAGGAAUUUUUAAAUAAGGACUUAAAAUUUAAAAAUCUCAAGCGACAUUCUUUUCUAAAUUCAAAUUCAGAAACUAAUUAAAAUGAGGAUAAUUAACAAAAUAAAGAUACUCCGCAUAAUCAUAUUACUCAAUAAGUGAAAACCUAAGAAAUUAUUGAACCCUAAAAGGAAGUACUUAGGGAUGAUAAGUUGAAUAAAAAAGAUGUCUUUGAAGAAGUAAAGGAACAAAAAGAUAAUUCUAAAGAUAUUCUUAUAGAUGACAUCUCAGUCGACGAAGCCUAAGAAGUCAUUCUUGAUGAAAAGUAAACUUCUGAAAAAGAAAAGAAAUAGCAAUAAUAAAAGAAAGGCAUUAUUCCAACUAGUAAACCUUAAGGAUCCACUUAAAAAUAAAGAAAACCUACACUAGAAAAAGGGUAGGAAGUACUUACAAUUGAUAAUGCAUAAGGGAAACUAGAUGAAAAGUUAUCGUAAAUAGAAAAACCAAUACCCAAGUAACAAGUAACUGUAAGUUAACCAAAAUUGGCAAACUAAUCGUUUCCAGCCUAAUUUGCUUAAGCCUCAGAUGAAUUUGAAAUACUUGGUUCUUUAGAUAAACCAGACGAUAAAUAAAAUUAAAAUUAUGAAAAAGAACUUGAAGAAUGUUAUUCUGAUGUUGAUUUACCCCAUUUUUAAUUUAAUUAAAGUGAAUUAUGA
Paramecium octaurelia is the source of this 1413-nucleotide messenger RNA. Lineage: Eukaryota; Ciliophora; Oligohymenophorea; Peniculida; Parameciidae. The record is from the annotation of a GenBank genome assembly.